AUGGCUCCCCACGCUGGGUUGUAUAUAUGGCCUGGGCUGAGUGCGGCUCAUAAUUCAACGCUGCCGUUUGGCACUUUUCAUCCUCCGUAUGCUGGCUCUGGGUUCUGGCUAAAUGACAGUGGAAGCCACAGUGGUGCUUCCACCAUUGCUUUACGACUGGCAGAGACCCUGAGGCACCAUGACCAGAGCGCUAAGUGCGAACACGGCUGCCAAUCACUUGAUAUUAAUCUCUCUAUGAUCAGGAGAGACAGCCGACAAGAGAAGGGGAACCUGCGGAGGGGAGGAGCAGGGAAGUGGACCCAGCUGGUGCAUGGCUGACAGAAAUUAGCUGCGUGUCCGCUGAGAUGCUACACACUCACCUGCGCACACAAACACACACAGAGCCACCUACGCAGAGACAGUGAAGGUCAACGGUCGAUAGCCAUUUCUCUAACCCACCUCUUGAUACGGCAAGACCAUUUUUCAGCAGAUCAUGGUAGAUUGCUCGGAGCGCUGCAUAUGAAAUUAUGAUUUGCUUGAAAAUUCUGUAAGAAGUUCAGAGUAAAUAAAUAUGGGGCCAAGUAGGGAGAUCAAAGGUGAAGUCUGCGAAGAGAUGGUGAACCCUUCGGGCUCUUAGUGUUUACACCGCUGCGCUGGAAUAAUGUGAUGUUCUUAUACAGUUAUGUUAAUGACUCAACCAAGCACUGCUUCACUUUACCGCAUAGUGUCCUCAUUCACUUUGAACUCACCCUGCAGUUCAGGACACUAUAUUUACCUUCUGACCUUCUACAUGCAUGCUACAUAAAAUUACUCUGAAACGGCAGCAAGAAGAAACUUGUCUUGAGAUCUCAGUUUCUUGCAAAAAUAUUACUGUCUUAAAUCUGAGAGAAAGAGACAAGUAAAAGGUUUAAUUUAUGAGAUACAAAAAUGCAGCCUUUCUUAAUUCUAUGUAUAAACAGUAUAUAUGACUUUUAGCCUUGGUACAAUUAAAAAAAGAUGAGUUAGUAGAAGAUUCACCCCCUGUGCAGCUUUUACAAAUAAAGAAACCAUGAGAGUUCUUGGCAACAUGAAAUAGACAUUUCAUUAUGGGCUUUAAGGGGGGUCUUUUGGGGCCAGCCUGUAGUGGACACUCAGGAUACACUUCUACAUUAGCUUCAUUUUUCAUCACCCGAGGUUGCUGCUUGGUUGCUAUGAGCUACACUGUUUGGUAUGAUCUCUGGCGAAGUCAGCAAACCAAAAUACUGCAGUAAAGCCAAGUGCUGAUCACUACUGUGAUCUCUUAACCUCGAGUUCAGUACGAGUCUGGAGUCCCUGGUGUUCAAGUCCAAGUUCAGACUGAGUCCCCAGAGAAAAAUCUGAGUUAAGCACUCUUUACUUGAACCUGAGUCAAGGCUCUAUUAUGUGAGACAGUCCAAGUUGAAGUCAUCAGUGGUGGAGUUCAAGUUGAGCGGUUAGUCCUUCAAACUAUGAAGUACUACAACAACUGCUGAGUCAUUUUUGCUUUGUCUUUUUGUACUUGUUCUACAUAAAACCCGAACCAUUAAAUCACAUGUUUGUGUCCAUUUGACAAACAGAGUACUCGUGAAACCACACACAAAAAAACAGGUAUUGAAACCACUGUAUAAGGGAUUUGCUUCACCGAAUCUUUCUGUUGUAGUCAGAAGCUCUGGAAGCAGCUAAAAGAGGACACAUGGGAACAAAGGAUACAGGUUAGACUAUAUUUUGGCUAAAUUUGAAUAUUACCUCUUUAAACAGAGAUGUGAGUAAAAGCUAAGAAUGUACUCUUAAAACUUCGGUCAUCAGUCUGGGUCUGCAGUGACAGAGAAGAAUCACUCAACUGCUCUGUAAGUUGUUGCCAUUGUGGCCACUGCUCUUCUUCACUUAAGCCCAGAUUUGCUUUGGUCAAGCUUGUUUCUAAUUCUUAUCUGUUCUUUUCCACUUCUACUCUCCUAUCAGAAAACCACAAAGACUGGUUUACCUCUCACAUAAAUACAUCACUUGUUGCACCUGAAACACUGUCAAUGUUUUUAGCCAUAAACAGGACACGACCUAGCUGCAGACACGCUUGUCUGCUGCUAGGUAGCUUGCAAAGCAGCUCUGCAUGUGCACAGUUAAGCCUCAGUUGGGCACCUGCUCAGUCAAAAGGUCACCUCUUUGAUCUCAGAUGUUAUCCUACACUCUCAAAUAUUAUGUCUAUGAUUUUGCUAGCUUGAGACUUGUUCUUUGUGCUGUUUUUUUUCUCCAUCAAUAGUAUCAGGAGUGCUAAAUGUUUACUAUUUGCUCAUGAAGAUGCUCUAUGCAUGCAAUGUUCUUCUGUGGUGUUUCAACAUUACAGACUGAUUAUGUAUUAUUGGCCACUGACUGGGGUCAUUGUUUGGAUAGAGAAGUACUCAAAAACACUGCUGGUCUGGACAGGAUUUUUUUGACCACGCAAAGGGAAAUAAUCAUUUUAAAAAAACAUCAGCAAGUGAACAUAGCCUUAGCUCUAAGUUUACUCCAGAAACAGCUGUACAAUAACACUGUGUAUCAUACAGGUUUGUGUGUAAAUAUAGACUAACACCUCUCAAAGGUAUUUAGUAAAGGUUAGACAUAACUGAAGUGUCCCUGGUUGCAUUAUAGACUCUGCAGAUCCCCUGCUCUACACGCUGUAAUAGUACUCCAGUUUCCUCUGUAGUCAUAUUUUGAGGUAUGAUCAAACUGCACCUGACCCUAACAUUAUCUUCUGGCUUUCACAACAGAAUAAGUUGGGUGAGUGAUUUAAUCAUUAAAACUUGUUUUCAUUGUGGGAAAGGUCGAACCAUUUAUUAAUGUUUCUCCUUUCUUUCUUUCAGGAUAACAUUAUUCUAGCAUAAAUAGAGCCAUUCAGUCACAUCUUAAUUAUUUUCUUGUCUGGAUAGUGGGCGCACUUGUGAAAGCUCCGGCUCAUAACAGGCGGCUUUUAAGUGUUUUCAGUUUAACCUUAGGUAGGUGUAAGUUAAUGAGGAAUAUGCACACUGGAAAGCAUGAAUUAGCCGGUUGCACUUGGCUUUGAACUCUUCCAUAUUUUUCUUACUCAGUUCACUGCAGAGUUUAUUUCCUCAUUUCCUCCUGUUUCCUCUUGUAUGUAGUUCCUGUACCUUUGGUUUAGUUUCAAUUAACUUUUAAAAACUUUUAAUCAUCCUUGUCAUAUAUACGUUCUUGAUAUUAUAUGUGUGUUUGGAAAAUAUUAAGGUAGCACCUCUCUGAGUUAAAAAGGUCAAAUUUUAAUAAAACUAAAUAGGGAGAGUGGGGUAAGUUGACAUUGAAAAAAGAAAACAAAUGCUUUUAAAGAGCAAAUACAUGAGGGGACUGUUGACAUCAGGUUUAAAAGGUCAAAAUAUGACUUAAAAAUUUAAAUUGGAAUCUAAACUAUAAAAAGUCUAAAUACUGAGUUGAACAAAAUCAAAUCAUGAAAUAAAAAAAAUCCAAUCAUAUUUGACUUGUAAUCUUGAAAUACAAAAUUGAAAACAUGAAAUAUAACACCAAAUAUUUUUCCCCCACAUUCUUGACUAUUUAUCAAAUCUUCCUUACUCUUUAAUUUCCCAGAUUUUCGUGGUUUAUUAAGGACAUUUUAAAUAGUAGUGCUAAAGUUUACAUUAAUAUAGUGGAGGAAAUCUGCAGACUUCAUACUGGUGGGCCAAUAAUAAUACAAAUAUGAUAUGAUCUUGUGGGCCAGAUAUAAUUGUUCCACAGGCCAGAUUUGACACUUGUGAAGUACAAUAUGAGGUCAAAUACCUAGUAUAAAAGUCCACCGUUUUAGCUUAGAGGACUAAUAAAGUCAUAAUAGUAGUAGUUGAGCCAGUGGCUUAACUGAGAAAGUAAAGGAGUCUGAUGAGAGGAUCAGAGUUUCAGUUCAUAUUGUUGAAAUGUUUUUACUUUUUCUUUUCAAAAAUACAGCUGUGAAUGUUCUGAAUCACUUAGACAUUCUCAUGUUAAAAUGACUUUUUAUAAAACAGCUUUUUAACAGUUCUAUGCAAUAAUAAUAAAAAGAAUUAUUGUACCAGUUGAAUAGCGUAUAAUAGAUUAAAACACACAUGACUGUGAAGAAGUGAGUGUUAUUUAGGGAGAGAGAAGGUGAGGGAGGGCUGGGGUGGUGAUACAUACACAGGUUGAGUUGACCAUAGGAGACCACUUUUUUUUGGCAUGCUACAUUAUCAAGACAGUUAUGUUUACACUCAUUCUGUUGGUUUGCAGGGAUGCACAACAUCUUGAAAUAUAUGUAGAUACACUAGUUAGAGACAAAACUAUGAUUAACUUCAUGUAGUGAUCUGAAAUAUGAAAAAUGUCUCAUCUUACCCCACUCUCCCCUAUAAACUAGACUCUACGGAAUGAUGUUUUUCUGGUAAAGUUUGCUCUUUUUACAACAUGACCAAAUAAAGACAAAGUUUAGGGGUAUGACUUCAUCUGUAGAGGGUGUUUGGUUCAAAAUUAGGAGCUGCUGAGUUAAUCUCUCGCCUCUUUGUUCUCCUGGGAGUGAGUCAUAUGACAUCUCAGACACUAUCUGGCGGAAAGAAACGUCAGUGCUGUCUUCUGGACUUUACGCUGUUGGCGCAGACAGGCGGUGUGCGCAUGUCAGAAUCCUGCGUAAGAUCCGCAUGAGCCGUUGGUGAAUAUCUAGUCUCGUGCGCUGACGUAAACCAGACGGCCGUUUUUUUCUUUUUUUCAAUUUUUGGUACCGAGCGGAGAGGAGAUGCACACGGCACUCGAGUGAGGUAACUAUAUAAAAAACCCAUUUGUUAUCAUUCACUCCCACAACAUGGACCCGGGCAGUGUUUCCCCACGUCGUGUAGAUGUUAUAUACCACGGCUGUGGACAUUUGUGGCGUUAUAUUAGACAGCGUACGCAGCCGUUGCUCUUUAUAGGCUGUGAGCUAAUUUCCUGUGAAUCGUCUGCUAGCUCGUGGUAGCAGGUUGAAGCGUUACCUUCCGUUUCAGCGCUAGCGUUAGCAUUAGCUUCGUGUGGAAGGAGCGACUUAAAGGACAAAACGAGGCUGGUUUGGUUAGGAGCAUGUAUCUCUAGGUGCUUCUGAGUUAUUGUGGCUUUUAAUACACGGUGUUGGUUGAUGUGUUUGCUGGUUAGAAGAGACGUUUGAGUGACGGGGGAUAGUGUCGGAGGCUGCUUUAUGCACACCACGUGCGGUUUUAAGCUUCUCUUGGUUGAUCAGACUGAUGGGCGGUAUCUGUGCUCUGCCUCAGUAACAGCAUGGCUUUACUAGUAUUAAAGAAAAGGGGGAGAAUUGGAGUGGAUAUCUGAAAUUACAUUGCACUUUUCACCAAUGGUAUCUUAUAUUGCGGAGUGAGGGAUUUUACAUUAAGGUUGCAUGUCCCCGAAUUAAGAGUGAAUUCACACUACUGCGGUAUUUUUGUGAUUUCAGUGUUAAAAAGCACGAUGAAAAGCUGGUCCCAGCCGCUGAUGUGAGAGCUUUGAGCAUAUCUAAUAGCAUUUACACGCAUCUAUGAACACAGCUGCCAUAACUACAUAACACUGUUCAUAUCAACACAAAUGUAGGAAAAGAAAUCUUGCAUUUAUUUGAUUUCAAACUGACAUAUCAUGCAUAAAAACACAUGAAUCUGGGUUUUAACUUUGGCAUUGCAAUAUUAAAAUGUCUUAACUGGGUUAUUUUAGUCUUGAUUUAACACAUACCAUCUUUGAAGAUACCAUAACAUGAAUAUUACAGCUUUGCACGAGUUUGUUUCAUCAGAAAUUGGAGGAAUUGCAUAUCUAACUAUGCAAAUCAUUAAGUACUCCUAUAUGAAGAUAAACUGGCCAUCAUGUAGUGCAUAGUUGCGAUCUAUCUAUCUAUAUAAAUAUGUAAAUAUAAAUAUAUAUAUCAACGUGAAAGGUAAUGUUCAAGCUUAUACACGGUCUAUAUAGCGAGUAGCAUUAGUAGCAUUAUUAUCAAUGCGGCACUAAUGAUUUUUACUCGCUCUGUGUGAGCACAACAACACACGAUUUUUUUGUUCGUUGACGACUUGUUUUGAGUCGUCAACAAGCGCGAAUGUAACAAACAUAAAUGUAAUAGUGUCGCUCCUGGAGUCAAAUGCAUCAUAUACAUAAAUAUAUAUUUAUCUAUCUACCUAUCUAUCUAUCUAUAUGUAUAUGGAUAGCAAGGUGUGACACUAACUUUUUUCACAAGGGGCACAUGUGCUCCUAAGUUGAAAAGGUAAGGAGCACACAAAGAACUUAAGGGGCACAAUGAAAAUUGAUCAAAUAAUGUUUGUCCUAUUGGUUGAUCAUAAGUAUUAUUAUUUAAAAUCAAUUUUAGGUCAGUUGGUCACAUGACAUGGAAGUUAUAUCAACCAGUAAUUUAUUGAUGGUCCCUUAUUCAACACCCAACGUUGACAGCGAGGAUGCCGAGUAGAUUUAACCGCGCUGUUGUUGCUAUUCGCGGUUAUGGAGAGUGAGAAGACAGCGGUAGAUCUGCAGUGAAUGUUCAUCGGAUAUCCAACCUAAAACAAACUUCCCUGCAGUAUUGACAUGAAAGUCAUUUUUUGCCUCAACAAAAUUUUUUUUUAUGAGCACAUGUGCCCCUAAAAACAUUUUACAAUUUGCACACAUCUAUUUUUAGUCGCAAAUGCGGGUGAAAUAGUCGCACUGUCGAUCCCUGUAUAUAUAUACAUACAUACAUACACACACUCUUUAUUGUAUAUAUGCCCCUUUUGUGCUGUUUCACCUUCAUUGAAAUUCGCCUUUAGUGUAGCACUCUGCUGCAUUACAGUUUACCUAAAAAAGGGCCUUUACCUCACUAAAUUAGUGAUUCUCACCCUUGGGAUCAUGAUCUCGAUGAGGGAUGUGAAAGAUAAUGUCUUCUUGCAUCAUUGUUUUCACAUACAGCAACAUGAGGGUGGAGCCACAAAUAUCUAAGCCAUUAUGUUAUGGGUUGCAACCAGGGAGUUGUAAAGGUUGAGAGUCAUUGAAUUAAAUCACUCACAAGUCACCUUUCGUGAACUUUGAGGUGUGAAUGGCUCUUUAAUUUUUCCAUCUGGCCUAUAUUUGCACGAGUGGUAUAAAAAUUGUGGAUGAAUAAGUCGAUCCAAGUGUACAUUAAUUUGGCCGCUGUAUUUUCCCUGGGGUAAGCAAGGUUAUGGAUCGCAAGCUUUCUCGGUACAAAGCCUUAUCUUUGAACGCCCAUGAAAAUUUGCACGCAAGCUUGUCAUAUGUACAAUCUUUUUCACAUGAUGAGCUUUACAUUUUUAAUGUUGGCAUGUGAUAAAGCUACAGAAAUGACAUUUGCAGUGUGAUGUCGAGCCACCUGACCUAGUAUUACAAUCAUUUCUCCUCUCACAUGCUUUCAGAUUAAUUGCUGAGGUUAAAGGGGGCAGGGAAGAAAUAUAAGCUCUCUAUGAUACAACCCAAUUGGCUCGGAAAUAUUAAAUAGUCCAAAACACAGUUGUUAUGACUUCCUAAGAAGUAACAAGCACAGCUGGUAAAAUGACUUUAUGUGUCAUAAUAGAGAGGAAUCCGUCUCUUGGUGUCAAGCUGCAAAACUAGAUCAUAUUUACAUUUCUGCUUUAUGAUUACAACACACAGCUGAGACCUAUAGCUUAGGGAGAAUCUGCAGAGACUAUUGUGUCAUUGUGCGAGCUUAGUUGCCUGCAGUGCUUUAGGAGUCGGUACCAUUUCUUUGUGAUGCGGUAAACAUGAGCCCCUGAAAAUGUGUCUUUUGUAUUGAUGAAAACAGCCUCCGAUGAUCAUAAGGUUCAUAUCUCAAGAAGUGCUGUUGUAGAAUUGAGCUGCAGGCCAGUGUUGAAGAAUCAGUGCUUAUCGAACCCUUACAGACAGGGACUCUUUAUAUUUAUGUGUUAUAUGUGUUGUUAUGAACUUAGUUUACAUCCACAAAAUAUGUGGAGGAGUGUUGUUAUAAUUAUGUUGUUGUUCCUGUUUGGGCAAAGCAGGCUCACUGUAUAUAGAUAUGUAACCUGAGCUUGUUAAUGAUAAAGUUUUUAAAGGUUUGCUUCCUUAGUUUUUGGUUCGGCACUUUGAGAAAGUGCAGACACACAAAAACACAGGGUAGAAGUGGUCAUGUGGUAGCUUUGAGAUUAAAGGAAAUUAUACAGUUUAAAUUUCCUUGAGCUUUUUGUUUUCUCGGGCUUGUUAACAAAAAAGCUUUGAUUGACCGUUUAAAUGAACGCUGAAAUUAAUCCUAGAACAAAAGAAAAAACCUCCCUACUCACCUCUGUGAUAAAACAUCAGCUAAUUUAGUUUGACCGUGUGUCGGAUGAUCAAAGUCUUGAUUUCGUGAUAACAUGCCCCUUGUUUAAUACUACACAAGAUUUUCUGUCCUGCUACAUAGCUGAUAAAAAAUGUCCAGUGGUAUUUCUCCACUUCUCGUAAGGCUGUGAAUCAAUGCAACUUUAACAUGAUUGCAUAAUGAAGAUGUUGUGAAAGGAAACAUGAUUACAUUUCAUGUUAAUUGAACACUCAUUCAAAUUAAGCAAUCUUAUUUCUGAUUUUUUAGCAUUUUUGAUAUCGGCCUUCUGAAAACAGCCAUGAAAAACCUUUAAAUCAGUCCACCACAGUUAAAAGAUUACAAACAAUCUUAUUUUCUCACAUUUUGCACGCCUAACAGCUCUUCACAUCUCACUCCUAAUUCAAAUCUCCCCUUAUUAGCUGAUUUUUUUAAUAUAUUUGACAUACUAUUUGGAUAAAGCACUUAAAGCAUGGACUAGAACCCCCCUAAGUCUCAAAACUGCCUGCAGUUCUUGUCAAAUGUAAUAAAACGAAGUGAUGGAAAGUGUGUAGAAAGCACCUGUGAGCCCAAGUGUGUUGAGACCUCAUUAAAUAUUUCAUUAACUACAUCUAUUCCUGCGCUAAACGCUGCCUUUGCAUACAUUUGUCUCUUGGUUGCCUGCCAGUGCCCUUGGGGGCCAACAGGUAGUACAACUGUAAGAAAUGAGUCCCUUCGCCUCUCUGUGAAAAAGCCAAAGCAUUUAUCAGCAUGGGAGUUUGCUAAAAAGCUCGUAAAGAAAACAUGUUAUUAGCCAUCUUGAUUACUUACAGUAUCCGACCUAAGUGAAGGUUACUGUCGCUGCCAGCUGCAGGCUCCUAAUAAGGAUUUGGUAAACAUGGGCCUACCUGGUCUGUUUGCUUUAACUGCUCACAGUGUCCACAAUCUUGUGCACAUGUAACACUAUUCCCACGCUGCUUGUUUUUAUGAUACAGUCUUUGAUGCACACAGAGCAGUCUGAAACGUGCUUUUUAAUCAUUGUAGGACUCAAUAGGCACCUCUUUAAUUCCCUUUUGACUGAUAGUAUUAAAAUCUAGAGCUGUCUUAAUUAGGAAAAUGUAUAAACUAGAGGUUAGUCAUGGUUUGAGCCUUAACAGAAGACACACCUCUUAACUGUCUGUGAGGAUAACCAGCUGGACAAGAUGUUGCAGUCAGUCCAGUAUAGCACAAACAUCGGGUAGUUUAUCCUUUUAUGGUGUCUGUUAAUCUGUCAGGAGUACUUUUUAAAGGCCCUCAUCAAACAAGUUGUCAUUCACUCAAAAGGCAAAAUGCUCGACCGUUUUACGCUUGCAUAGCUAAAUUGUGCAUCAGGGUUCAUGUUCGCCUAUGUUUACCUGUUUUUGAUUUAUUUACAUGCAGACAUCAUGCAGCUAAAGAAAUCUUUGGUCUAAAUUAGGGCCCGACCGAUUUAUUGAAGAGUUGAUUAAAUCGGCCAGUUUUAGCCUGUUUGAGAGUUGAGACAAAUCGGUAAUCAGCCAGAACGACGAUUUUUGUUGAUAUUUUCAGAAAUAAAAUUCAGAGACUAAGAUUCGGUUUCACUUCGAAAAUGUUCUGCCAUUUGAAAAGUUCCCCGACUUAUCUUAUAGAUGGCGCAGUGAUCUCAUGACAAUCUUCAUCCACUAACUACCUCACAGCACAGAAGAGUGACGGAUCUGAAGCAGGCAGCUAAGGGACGCACGGAGGAGAGUGGUCCGCCUCAACGGUAAAUAAACUAGUUUGUGAAAUACACAAUAAGUCAACAAGUUUCAGUUCAACCCACUUCAUGAUGUUCCCGGUGAAGCACCAUGUAAUACGCAAGCUAAAGUUAGAGUUAGCCAUCUGCUAUUAGCCUUGCUACACUGUAAGCAGUGCCAGUAACGGUAGAAUAAACAACAGUACACAUUACGUGAUCGAGCUACUUCUCUUAAUGAUGCAGCUGCAUGUCUCCAGAUGAGACCGGAAAUGAGUAACGUGGGUUAAGACAUGGAGGCACCGAUCAGUGGCGAACACGCUUUUCUGGUCCGAGUUUGAUCAGUCGGUCCUUCUGUUGGCGUGAAAAGCAGUAGCCUACAGUAGAUCUACAGUAUACACAUAUUUUUUAUAAUUCAUAAAAAAUGUUUAAGUUUGGCCGAUUAAUUGGUAAUCAGGUUUUUUUCCCCCCUAAUAAUCGGCAUCUGCCCCCAAAAAUCCAUAUUGGUCGGGCCCUAGCCUAAAUGUCUGUGUGGGAAAAAUUGCCAAUAUGUGAUAACCAUAUUGGUCCAAAUACAAGACUAAUUUCUAUUGAAAUACCACAGACCACAUUAAGUGAUCAGUAUAAUGCCAAAGACAAAAUAUCAGGAUCUGAUUAGGAAAGACGAUCAAAAGGCGACUCUCUACCGGCGGUAACAGGGGGGCUAACGAUCAGCUGGAGCGUAAUAUGGGUGAUUAAUUCACAAAAUGCCAACACAGCAUUGCACCGCAGUCUCCCUUCAAGUUGAACAGGAUGAAGUCUAUUGAAACCUUCACCCAACAAGUUGCACUUUGGCCACCAUUUCAUAGGCUAUGCUGUUCUUACAAAUAUCACCUCCUAUCCCUGACUCACACACACACAUGCACAUGCACACACUCCCUCACACACUCACAUGAAUCGACGGUCAGGUGGUAGGUCCUGUACUCAGCUCCCUGAAUGCUCAAACAUGCAGACACACACGUGCCUCCCCUCCUUCCUGUAUAAAUUAGUUAAGUCAGUGGACUCAUUAGCCUCCAAACAUUCAACCUGUUACCCAUGUGUCAGUGCUGUUAGUGACGGCGUGAACAUUUUCUGUUAGUAUGGUUUGAAGUCCGGCCCGUUCAGGGAUAUUUGUCACUAAAGGUAAGCAUCACUCUGUUUUGCCAAGGUGUUUUUCUAUGACUUGUGCACGCCGUACUCCUCGGAUGAUUGUUCUGUUUACGUGUCGUGUGUGUGUGGAGUCUCGCCUCGCGGUCUUUUGCUCUUUUACACUUUGAUGAACAUGUUUCCAGGCCACAGAGCAUCAGUCACACACCUGCGUCUGACCACUCUGGCUGCAGUGCAGUGCAGCUCCUUGUUUCAGGACUAAAUUUGGCUUUUUAAAUGACUCAGUGCCCCCAACUUACAAAACUUUAACUGAAUGCGGUGUUGGUUUUUUGGACUUAGUGUUGAAAAAAGUCGGGGUUAACUCAGCCUGCUCGCUUCUGUCCUCAUGUCGGCUGUGUAUUCACUGAAGAGCUUGUCUGUACUGUUUACUUCAUAGACUUGUUUUGGAAAUAGAGUCUGCUGAAGAAUAUCACAUGGGCAUCAGAGUCAGAUCACAGUUUAUACAAGCUGAGAAAGGUUCGCCUUUUUCAGGGUCAUUACUUUGUCAUCUUAGUUCAUGCUGAGCUGUCAGGAACGACUCAGACCCAAAACUUAUUCCUCCGCUCACAACCACUACUGUUAUCACUCCGGCUGGGAAAAGAUUAAAGCUUUCUGCACGACCGUGAGUAUGCCAGGUACUUGAGUCAGGAGAUUUGCAGGGAAACCUACCGCACAGCUUCAGACAGAUUCCACAGAAUAGCUACUUUUGAUCAGAGGAGUGCUCAUUUGAGCCGCGAAAACGACCGCCUUGAGGGUUAUUCUUUUCUUUAAGUGCUUUUUAGAAGUGGUAGGUGGUUGGCCAUGUAAUGAAAAAAGUGCUACAUCCAUGAAGAGCAGGUGAAUGUUUACUUGUCAGUGGUUAAGAUAAGCUGUAAUGAUUUUACAUUCUGUCAGCAGGAGUGUGUAAUGCCUCACAGUGCAGCAGCAUCACCUCCUCGCAGUGAAUGGAUGCUUAAGAAACACUGAAGACAGCUGACAAUCUGUUGUUGCUGAAGCAGUCUUCACUGAGUGUCAGCAGAGACGCACCUCUUGAACUCGACUGUUUUAUUUGUCUCAUACUUCUCUGGAUUUCUAGAUGAAAAGGCAGAUUGUUUUGCCGUCAGAUUCCCACAGACCAUCUGCUGUCGGCUUAAACUACGUGGGCAACGGUGUAACCUUUUACUAGCAUCACCCAGGCCCAGUGAAAACACGCCUUUCCUGUGUGGUAAGGUGGAAGUGUUAACAGAAAUAUCGCAAGACAAAGUUACAUCAAGUCAAAUGCAGGAAAUUGCAAGCCUCUGACACAGCCCCUGAUGUGCAAGUUUUGUUUUUUUGUUUCAUGAAGUUUGUUCCCCCUGCACUCAAACUUGCUGUGAUUUUAUUAAAUGUGAUAAAACCUGAAGUUAAAAAGUAAGUUUCCCUUCCAAAGUUGCGAAAACUUAGUCAACUCACAUUUUGUUCAUGGGAUAAUCUGCUUUUAUAUUUUGAAUUGCAUUAUUCAACAACGGAUUAAUAACAGCAUCAUCACAAAGAGCCGAAUUAUCUCCUCUUCGAAUCAAACCGAACUAAACGGAGAAAAGAAAAAAACAGCUUAAGCUUUUAAGGCUUUAGUUAAAUGUGAUUUGCCGAACCAAACCUUUGAGCUUUUUAAGUGGAAACAAAAGUAGCUGCUAAGUCACAUUGUGCGAGUGACACUGCCUAUUAAGCGGCAUUUGUUCGAUCCUCAAACAAAAGAUCUGUAAAAUCUGUAAAAGUAAAGUCCUCAAAGUGUGAACUCUCACUUCUUAUCAUAAAGCUGUCUCAGCAGAAAUGCUUCUAUUUGCACAAGACGCCAAAUAUGGACUUAACAGGAGCAAGCUUACAUCGGACUUUAGAAAGAAUAACAAAACUUGUAAAUCUACUGCUUAAGAGCAUCUUAUUUGCCAACUUAAUUAAUCAGACCCACUUUAAUCCUCUCUCAUCAGGUUUUAAUUAGAUCGCAGUUGGACAUAACACUCUUUAAGAUCAUGUAAAAAAAUAUGACAGAUGUUUCGGGCCAUUUAUCAUCUUUUAAUUAUUGUACAUUAAAACAUAAAUAUCAUAUAAGUAGGCCUGUCGCGGUAAUCAAUAAAUCGCCUUAUCGGUCGGUAAAUAAAAACGAGGUCGGUCAUUUUGCCAGCCUCGAUAAGUAACGUGCGUUUGUUUUCCUCCUCUCUCGCUACCAAACACGCUGGAUGAGAGAAGAGGUCUCACUCUGCGCAUUUUUCUCGGCACCUGGGGGCGUUGGCUCUAUAGCGGAAUGAACGGAGUUAGUGAACCCUCCUGUCAGUCAUUCAGUGUCUUUGUCACGGGGGGGCGCGCGCACAGGUACACGUAGGCGCGCACAGGCACACAGACACAGACUUUUGGAUACAGUGCUGCAAGUGAGCGUUGUGAGUGAAAAGCAAGCAAACAGAAUGAACACGACAGCUUUGGUGUCUAAACCGAACGCAACAGCCCAAGUGUGGGAAUAUUUCGGCUUUAAACCAGUUUUGUUUUCGUCAACCACAAAACUCCACGUGUUUGCGCGCACGCGUGUGUGUCUGUGUGUUGGAGGAGCACAGCAGGCUGAUGAGAGCUGUCAGAGCGGACCUAAGCUGCUCCUAUAAGUUUAGCGUUUAACUGACUGAGUUUUGCAACUCUGUUCGUCAUUUUCGUGUCGUCCCAUCAACGUAAACGCACUUUCGUCUCGUCACAUUUUAGUCAUCUCCGACUUAUGUUUAGCUCGUCAACGUUACGUCUUCGUCGUGGGUGAAAUUAAAGUUUAUCACUUUUGACACGGUGUACUCGCAUUAUUAUGCCAUUUAAUAUCAUUAUCUAUAAUUUAAAAAACGGUGUCAAUAAUAUCGUUUAUCGGCGAUAAUUUGUAGCACAAUUAUCGUCCAGCAAAAUUUGUUAUCGUGACAGGCCUACAUAUAAGUGACAAAACAAUGGUUUAUAGUUUUACUGAGUGACUUAGCUGUUUUUUUCCUUUUCCCCUGCAGACAGCUGCUUGAUACUGACAUGACAGAGAUGUGUUCGGGCGUGUGAGCACCAUAUGAGGCGGCUUAAGGGCAAUAGUGAGUCUUUCCCCUGAGAGAAAACUUACUACUGAAGAGAUCCUGUUGUUCAUUGACUAGAAAAGACAGGAUGAGAUUUUGGAAACAUGCUGCAAUGUUAGGAAAGGUGUCAGAAAUGACAGAAACAUAUUCAUAUUCCGCCUUUAACUUACAAUAUAUCAAAUUCAAGUCAUUUUUUACAGGUGUUGGAUUUAAGUAUACUUAUUUUAUCCUCUGUGAAGGUUUUUUAAAUUAGAAACUUAUGGAUUUACAGUACGAGUGUGAUUUUUUUGUAAAGCUGCUUCAAAGAAAAAAGCGGUAUCAUAGCGAGAACAUGUCAGACUGUAAACUCUAACUUCACCCUUUAGGUCACCACAAUGUCUCUGAAUCUGAAAAGAGUGAAAGAGAGUAAAGGGCGGCAGGAUGCAGGUUGAAGCAGACUGUCUGCUGCUUUGAUACUCAGUGCCACAGAGAUGACUGUCUGAAGGACCUGUCAGAGCGGAGACUGAUCUCAGAUCUUUUCCUUUUCUUCUGGUGCAUUCAUUUAUCAAGCAACAUUUGCCUUUGACCUCCCUAAGCAUUGAAUACAGUAUAAAGCUCCCUUUCAAACAGGGCAGGCUAAAUAAUACUGUAGGGAGGUCCUGCCAAUACACAGUUUUAGUUUAAGUCCUCACUUAAUUAAACAGGGAUGAACAAUAUGAGAAUUUUCGGAUAUCCAACACAGCGGUAUUUGCAGACUUUGGCUGUUACUCAUAUACUGUAUGCUCACGUUGCAAAGCAGCACGGGUGAGGCAUAGCAGAGUGACGCUCCAAUAUAUCAUUAGCCCACAGAAGUCUGUAUCUUCCGCCAUGCAGAAAGGCUGUUAAAUUAAAGCGAUGAAUUCAGUGAUUUUUCAUUUGUUAAGCUUUGGGCGGCUGCUGCUUUAUCUCUACGCUGUGUUGAAUAACUGAAGUAGAAGCUGCUGAUGGAUUUUUACUGGCACCAGUGCUUACUGUGUUUACUCCUGAAAGCUUUGUAAAUAGAUAGUUUGCUUUCAACACUUCAUACUGAGGCUUGUUUUGGCCGCAUGUCAAAUCAUCACUUCAUAAACAUAGUUAGUGCAUCACCUUAGUUAUGUUUUGAUACCUGUAAUUAACAUCUAUAAUUAACUUUUUAAGCUUAAAGGUCCUUACACACCAGGGACUGUUUUUGUCGUGCGAUUAUUUCGGACAUCAAUAUUUUUUUUCGAACCCGUAUCCUGUCAAUACAAGCGUUCACAUCAGCGAAGUUUUCCCAUCCUGCGAUAUUGCGGCAUUUAUUUUUUCGGAUCACGGUCAAUUUUUUAAGGUUUUGCAUACCGUGUGUCCACUUCUGACCAAUCAGAUUGCGCGUUGUUUCGAUGUCUGAUUCACCGGUAUAUCCAACAUAUCAGACCGGCUGAUUAUUUACGUGUCGGAAACAGAGUACGUUUUGAUAGAAGAUACAAAUAUUACAAAGAUAACGACCUGAAGGACAAGUUGUGGAGAGUCAUAGCAUCGGAUUGCUUGAGCAUGUGAUGACGUUUCCAGCUUUUCUAGCCAAUCAGAGGCGAAGGAGGUGGGACUUUCCCCUGGAAAAGUCUUCCCCGGGAUGCGUCUUUUCCCCCCAGAAAGUUGCAAAAUCGCAUCGAGCUUGAUGCGUAUAGUCAGGCGCGUCAAAAUUCACCUCCGGAUAUUUCGUGAUUUCGCGUUCUAUAUUCACGUCGGCCCCGGUGUGUAAGGACCUUGAAUCUGGUAGUUCACAUCUUUUAAACCAUUUUUUACUAAACAGCGAGUUGAAAGAACAAAAUGGAGUCCUGUCCCUUUAAGGCUUUGUAAAAACUUAAUAAAAAUUUGUUUUAUCAGCGAAUCUGUGAUGAUUGGAUCAGUUCCUGUUUUACCACUUCUGUGUCUGCAAGAGGUUUCUCAAAAAGUCUGGGCGUAGAAACCUUGUAGCAACCCUGCAGACGAGGGUAAAAAUGAGUCAAACAGGACUGAUCCAGUUCCCAAAACUGGUUGCAAAAAAAGAAAAUUUAAACCAGCUAUUAGAAAAGUGAACAAUACAAAAAAUAUAUAAAACCUGUUCUUAAAAUAUUUGGCAUAACUCAUAGCUUUAAUAAACUAAAGUUUUCAUGCUCAGACUUUAUAUGGCCUCUCAAAAUAGCCCGCAGUCUUUCAUCAAUGAGGGUAGGGGGUCACUCUCAUUAAGGCUAGCUUGUGAUUUUGCAUUUGUUAAAGUGUGAGCUCAAUCUCACCACAUUCGGGGCUUUGUUGGAUUAUUAAACGGUCGUUCAGCAGAGCACUCGAAGGCUGCUUUCCAAUAACAAUUCUGUUCAAAUCAGUUAUGAAUGGUCGAGGAGUAACUGUAGACUGCACUAAUCCCUGUAUUAUAGUAGCCGUGGCCCUCUGUGGUGAUAUGUUUUAUACAUUUUCUAUGGUUGUCACAGUGCCCGCUUUUUGAAACCCCUUACCCGUAAGCACAGCUUCAGAAAACCUUUUGUUAUGAAAGUGGAAUUUUCUACCAGCUUCGAGUGAAAAAGAGUCAAAAUCACUUUGAAUUAAACACGUCUGUUUUCUUUGAUAUUUUUCCAGAGUGCCUGUUUCAGAAGAGUUGGAAACCCCCCUCAAACCAUAGCAUCAGGACUGGGGGCAAAACAGUAUCGCGGUGAGUUCACAAGCUGCAGCAUUUUUUCGCUGGACAAUAACAGAAUUAUGAGUGGUCAACUCCGGUACAGUCAAAGGGAUUCUUUGUUCUGGCGUAAACAUCAGUUUUGAGGAACGUUUGAAUGUUCAUCGGUGUACUGAAAACCAACUGAGAAGAGAACUGAACGUUUUACAUCAAUAUAGAUAAAACAGAUCAUGAGUGGUUGGUUAUUUCUUUGGUCAGGCCUGAAUGCAGCAAUUUAACGCUGACAGAUCAAUUUCCUCUGCAAGGUUCCCAAUUAAGGAUGCUUUUAUUGGGCAAACACUGUACGCAUCUAUACAGAAAAAAAAGAGAACUUACGAAUGAAUAAAACGCACUUGGUUCAAUGGACUGUUCAAGAAAAUAGUGCUUUACAAAGACACCUGGACCGAUCCUGAUUUUUACUCUUUUGAUGCUUGAAGUAGGAGUAAGAGAAAAUAACCCUUGUGACAAGGUGAUAGAGCAGCAUAGCAAUGCUCAUUAUAGUGUAGUCAUGCAUUUAAAGUAAAUGGUGGUAUUGGGUUAAUUUAUCUUGGAAAAAUUUGAGACAAGUGUCUUGUUGAGAUGGGUAGCACAGGUCUCCACAGAUCAGUAUUGAGUCUGUCUGUGCCUCACAACCAUCAGCGAUACUGUAGGCUUGGCUGAACUGCCAUUUAAGCCGCUGGGAGGUUGGCAAAAACAAAUAUUAGAAAGAGCUACACAUCUGCAUAGAAACUGCACAUUGCUGAAUGCAGUGUAAGUAUUUACUCAGAAACGCAGUUACUUUUCUAUAGGAUAUAAAAAAAGACUUGUGGAUUUAAUGGCAUGUCUUGCUGCUCUCUCACUUUGGUGAAAAAAACAAACUCUGCUCUCUUAUAAAAAUUACUAUUAAGAAGACGCGUCAUCAGUUAGCUUAAGUUCUCAGUUGAAAGGCAUGCAUAAACAGAAAAGUAACAUUAUACUGACAUUAACAGCGUUGAUGUCAAAUUUCUCAGAGUUAACCUUUGUUCGAUCACGUUUUUUAAUCACACAGACAUCUCUGCUUGUAAAACUAUCACUGAAUCUGCUUGUAAAACUAUCACUGAAUCCUGUGAUCAGCUGUGGACCAAUCUUUACAACACAGGCUUUAACAGAGAGCAUAAAACUCACCACAAAGUGAAAGUAUCCCACAGAUACUUUUGGAAGUUGAAAUCUCCAAAUAAAAUAAAAUCAGUAUGGGAUGAAAUAGGAUUUGAUGAAUGAAUCUGUUGUGAAUCCUUUCCUUUUUUAGUUUUAAUAACCCACAUUCAAACUUUAUGAAAUAAAGUUUGCUUUGUUCCUGUUCCCCUCAAAGGCCAAGCACAACAAAGACUGUAAUCAGGAAAACACAGCAGGCUCUGUUACUGCUCAGAGGGUGUGCUCUUAAAAGUAGGUCCUGGUUUUGCCUCAACCUAUCUGCUGUGAGGUUCAUAGGUCACUGCUGUCUCAUGUUUAUAAACAGCGUCUUGUCGACAGCCGUGAAGUAGGCUUGUAACCACACUUAUCGGCUGCAGCCUUCAUUCGGAGCCCUGUCCUUGUCUCCUCGGCCAAAUUACAUUUCACACACCAUUAAAUCGAGGGCUCACGUUGGUAAGUAGUUUUCUGUGUAGUUUCUUAAGGUAGUUAUGGCUAUGAGAGGAGCCAGUGGGUAGUUAUUGACUUGACUUGACAUUGCUUUCAAGGGUUUCAUUGACUUUUACAGGAUUGAAUUGCACCACGUGGCUGAUCAGAUCAGAUCAACUGGAAGAGUCACUGUGAAAUCAGAUCUUGUCUUCUUUUGUGCGCUAAUGGUUGAUUAAAAUUAAAAUCUUUCACUACAUUACAUUAAUUGCAGUAUUAGUAACAUGUUGUAGAUGCUUCAUUGUAAAAGUCACUGAUCUUGUUAAAUGGGGAAAAGGACGUCAAUAGAAUCUCGCUGAUAAGCCGCUGAUGUUGUCUUUGAGUUGAUUAACGCUUUGAAGAAUAGACAAUGGCUCUGUUCUUGUCAAGUUAUUAUCUAAGAACUUGGAGAAAGGUUAACUUCGUAGUUUUGCAUUCAAAUGGUUUAUUUUAGAUGUAGAUGGUUGCUUUUUCAGACUAAGUAACUGCAGUCCAUUGUUAGUGCGAUUAUCAAUAUGUAGAGUUUUAAAAGUGGACUCUUGAGUAAUGUUAUCUCGGUGAUCUUUGACUUAUUUUGUGUAUCUUUUCUUCUCAGUUUUUGUUUUGCAAUUCUUUUCUUCUUGGGGGUAUCCAGAAAAAAAAAAAUCAAUGUAGUUAUUCUGUGAUCUUUUGUUGUUGUUGUUGUUGUUGUUGUUCCUACAAGCCCGGCAAUGUGCAAUCUGUUGUUUCCAUUCUGACAACUGUGCAGAGGAUCCAUUACCCGCUUUAUUUUUAACAUUUAACCCAGUAUGUGUUGCCUCAGCUAGACUUAUCUAUUCCCUCAAGAUGUUCAUGCUGUAAAUACAAACUUUGCUAACAAGCCGGCUGCUAAAAGGCUGUGUGUGUUCUCUGUUUGUUUGGUUUCUGCUGUGUGCCAUUGUACCAUUAUCAAUCCAUUCCUCAUCUGACCUCUCUUUACUCCUCCACAACCCCGAGAACCGCCCCCUUCCUUUACGCAUCGACCACCCACCGGCUCCACAAGAGAUCUUAUGAGGAUCAUUUGACUGAAAUGAUAUUGCUGCUUCAGGGUUUUCAGAGCAGGGGGGGAAAACAGGCAAUCUGUUGGCUGAUUUUCAGUCGAGUGUUUAUUGUUCUCCAGAAAGUCUCUGAUUCAGUCUGAUCUGUUGUGUUACACUAAAAGUUGCAGUUCAGGUGGUUAAAGUGCUCUGUUGACAUGUGAUCUGCAGGCCUGUUAUACUAAUUUGUGUGAUCUCAUGCCUGAGCCAUUGCUGACAUUGUUAUUUAAACUGAGAGACAGAAGUGUGUUUGGGAUAGUUUCAUCUGGUAACAGUAAAAUAGCUUUUUAUCACUGAUUUCUUUUUUUAAUUUUCUUUUUUAUUAAUUUUACAUAUCAAUAUUCCAUCGAUAUUUUACAUAUAUGAACAAAUUUUAACAUAAUAAACAUACGAACAAUGAAAAAGUUUGUAGCCUGAACCAAGGGUAUCAAUAAUCUACAAUACUCAAUGUCUUUACUGCACAAAGUCUGCUCUCAAUUGAGAUACAAAAUCAACCCAGUUUUUCCAGUAAUUUUUUUUAAAGUAUCUGUUUUUAGUCUUUCUCCAUUCUCUAUAUAUCAAUCAUUACCUCUACCCAAUCCUCUAUUUUUGGUGCAUCUGUUUGAAGCCAAUUUCUAGUGAUGGGCUUUUUAGCCGCCACCAACAUUAUUUGAAAUAUGUAUUUUUCUCCUGAUGUUGUUAUCUCCUGGUUCUCUUUUCCCAAAUAUAAAAAUUUAAAUGUAAGUGGAAGUUGUAUUAUAGGGUAUAAUACCAGAGCAUUCCCCAAAAUAUGAAAAUGAUUGGCCUUAUUCUCCCCACAAAGUCUCCAACAUCGUGUGUCUUGAUAUUUCUGUUGUACCGGUGUAAUAAAGUAUCUUAAAAUAUUCUUCCAACCAUAUUCUAUCCAUGAUUUUAUCACUGAUUUCACACAAAAAUCUGUAAAGAAUAUUUAAAUUAUUCAUGAUUAUUUGGAAAUAAAAUUACAAAGAAGUUAAGCUCAUAUUGAGACAUUUUUCCAAACACUCAUGUUGUCCUAUUUUUGUCCCUAGAUCAAAACUGUCAUGGCUAAACCUCUAAGAUAAAGCAGCCGAAUGAAUUUUAAACUCCAAUAAUAUAUUUUUAGUAAACAAAUAACUCUGAGUUUAUCUAGGUAAAGAAAUUUAAAGGAGCAGCUGUUCAGAAUGAACUAAGUAAGUAUUUUUCCCACACUCAGAGCCCUUAAAACUUGGCAUAACUUGCAGCUUUAUAUUAUAAUUCCUUGAUCUCGACAUGAAAUUGGUGAUUGUUUGAGAUGUUAGUGAAAUUGUCCACCUGAACAUUGAGCAUUUCUGUCAGGCAGAGCUCAGUAAUCCUCUUCCAGUCUGCCCUUGACAGCUUGUGUGUGUCGGACGUCAGUCCUCCUACUGACUGAGCUUUACUGUUGUUUUAAGCUCCUGUUCUUCACUUAUAUGCCAGUAGCAAUUAGCCCAGAUACUCACAAAUGCACCAGCUUUCCUUUACACCUGCCUUUUUCCUGUUCUCCAUAAGCAGCAAAAGCCAGACUAGUCUCUUACUCUGGGGAUGAUUUGAAAUGUAUAGAUAGAUAUGCUUUAAAAAUGUUUUUACAAAUUCUGAUCAUGUGACUUCUCUGUUUUGACAGGGGACCAGAAGUAA
Messenger RNA from Xyrichtys novacula (pearly razorfish), 21055 nucleotides. NCBI's taxonomy places the organism in Eukaryota, Metazoa, Chordata, Actinopteri, Labriformes, Labridae. The record is from the annotation of a GenBank genome assembly.